Cloeon dipterum is the source of this 3840-nucleotide messenger RNA. Its product is annotated as sodium-dependent noradrenaline transporter-like. NCBI's taxonomy places the organism in Eukaryota, Metazoa, Arthropoda, Insecta, Ephemeroptera, Baetidae. Gene Ontology annotation, molecular function: dopamine:sodium symporter activity. The record is from RefSeq and is a predicted model, not a curated record. The coding region runs from base 82 to 2070 and encodes 662 amino acids. The transcript is spliced from 15 exons. Gene Ontology annotation, cellular component: neuron projection; plasma membrane; neuronal cell body membrane. Gene Ontology annotation, biological process: sodium ion transmembrane transport; dopamine uptake involved in synaptic transmission.
UUUGGCCAGAGUCAGAUUGUUUUUUGCGGCGGAGCGAGAGCGCGAGCGAGUCGCGCACUCCUGAUAUGUGAUUUCUAUUCGAUGGAGCUGCAGACGCUGGAGGAAGCGGUGCACGCAGCGACCAAGUCCCAAGUGCCCAUUUCCACGCUCGACGACGGCUAUGGCUCCUCCAGCAGCUCACCACACAACACAACAGCGACGUUCCAGUACGGGGCCGCCCGGAGCAAAGCCGGGAGGAUGACCGCGGCCCAGGAAGAGACGACGACAGCCGUGCAGGAGGACAAAGAGUGCCCGCCUAGCAAAAGGCUGCUCGAGGUGCGGCAGGAUAAGAGUGGUGCCGUCGAGACCAAAGUUAUUACACUUGACUUGAAGGCGCCGGACGAAGAGCCUGAGCGAGAAACAUGGAGUUCCAACGCAGACUUUUUGCUCUCGAUCAUCGGCUUCGCGGUCGACCUGGCCAACGUGUGGCGAUUCCCCUACCUCUGCUACCGCAACGGAGGAGGUGCAUUUCUAAUUCCCUACACCCUGAUGCUGAUAUUUGGCGCGGUGCCAUUGUUCUACAUGGAGCUCAUUCUCGGACAGUUCAACCGCCAAGGACCAGUCAGCGUCUGGAAAAUCUGUCCUCUCUUCAAAGGAGUGGGUCUGUGCGCCGUGAUGGUGGCGUUUUUCGUGUCGUUUUACUACAACGUAAUCAUCGCAUGGGCGCUGUACUUUUUCGUGGCCAGCACGGCGACCAAUUUGCCCUGGCUUGACUGCAACAACACGUGGAACACAGCAAACUGCUCACAGGGAGAGAACAGGUCGCUCACCCUGGACACCGACUCGGCUGCCUCUCAGUAUUUCCAUCGGGGCGUGCUGGAAAUGCAGUACAGCAACGGCCUGCAGGACAUUGGAGUGCCCAAGUGGCAGCUGGCUCUGUGCGUGUUUGUGGUCUACUCGGCGCUCUACCUGUCGCUCUUCAAAGGGGUCAAAUCUUCAGGCAAGGUCGUGUGGAUAACGGCAACUUUUCCCUACAUCGUGCUGAGCAUUUUGCUGAUUCGAGGGCUCUCGCUGCCUGGCGCCUACAUGGGCAUUUCGUAUUACCUCAGCCCCAAACUGUCAUUGCUGAAAGAGACGAGGGUUUGGGUGGACGCAGCAGUACAAAUAUUCUUCUCGGUGGGGGCUGGAUUUGGCGUCCACUUGUCCUAUGCCAGCUACAAUAAUUUUCAUAACAACUGCUUCAGGGACUGUCUCGUGACGACCGCCGUCAACUGCUUCACCAGUUUUUUCUCGGGCUUCGUCAUUUUCACGUACCUCGGAUUCAUGGCCGAAAAGCACUCGACUCACAUCAGUGCGGUUGCAACAGAAGGACCUGGGCUGGUUUUCCAGGUGUACCCUGAAGCGAUCGCAACCCUGCCAGGGUCGCACAUAUGGUCAAUGCUCUUCUUUUUCAUGCUCAUCAUGCUCGGACUGGACAGCGGGAUGGGCGGCAUGGAGUGCGUCAUCACCGGACUGAUGGACGAGUUCAAAGGGUUCUUUCACGGUCGCAAGUACGCGCGCGAGAUUUUUACCCUGUUUGCGGUUUCGCUGUCCUACUGCGUCGCUUUGGUCAACGUCACGCCGGGUGGCAUCUACAUGUUCCACUUGUUUGACACGUACGCCGCAGGCAUUUCUCUGCUCUGCUCGGCGCUCUUUGAGUGUGUCGCAGUCUCGUGGUUUUACGGUUUGGAAAAGCUCUCAAAGGACGUUGAAGCGAUGCUGGGAUUCAGGCCCGGACUGUACUGGCGCGUUUGUUGGAAAUUCAUCAGCCCCUCCUUCCUGAUAGGAAUCAUUCUGUUCGGCCUGCUGUACCACGAACCACUCAAGUACAUGGACUACUCGUACCCAACGUGGGCAGAGUGGCUCGGCUGGGGCAUCGCCACUUCAUCCAUCCUCAUGAUUCCGAUAGUUGCAGUCUUUCAAAUCGCCAAGUCGCCCGGCACUCUCAAGGAGAGAAUAGCAUUGAGCAUUACACCGGAGGACGAACACGAGGAGAUGAAGAGAACAUUCAAAGUGAGGCGUUUUGAGAAGGAGCACUGGUUUUACGUCUAAAAAUAAGACACAAACUUUUGGUUCCAUUGUGGCCAACUCGUUUCUAAGUAUAACGACGAAAGGCGUAUUAAAUGAAAAAUGUGGUGAACACGGCAAAAAGGCUCACGGCACGAUGUACCAUAGCUACUAAUUUCUACUUAUUUUGCAGUGCUCGUAGUAGUUUGUCAAUUAUUACACACGCGUCAAGCUGGAACCUUCCUCUUGGUUAUUGGGAUUUUUUGCGUACUUUGUGACGGCGCACUCGCAAACCGCAAACUAACAUUUUAUUCUCAGCAGCGCCACAAAAACUUCUUGUCGCAGAAACCGCAGAGGCGCUUGAUGAGCGGAAAGCUCUUUUUGUUUCUGUUCGGAAUGCUCCACCACAGUAAUUGUUUCUUGGAACUGCUAUACAUACGCACGUAGCCGAGAAUUUGGCUGUUUGGAGCAUACGAUUCGAGUGGCCCAAAAUGUGUAAAAAAUGCGUUAGAAGGGACACUGAAGCUGGCGCCACGGUAAUCAAAAUUUUUCGCAAAUAAGUUGCUAAAGUAAACAUAUCUGAUUGAAUUUUCCUAUAAAUGAGCAAAAAUAAUACAACAACACGAACGGAGAGACAACAACAUCAAGACUUUGAAAAUGGACAUUCUCAUGUAAGAACUGUCUGAAUGUUUGGGAAAAUGCAUUUUUGAAAAAUUUUCAGUCAAUGAGGUCAUUUACAUUUUUUAAAUAAUCUCAGAAAAUUCUUUUCGAUAUUCAAGUAAAAUAUAAUUUAUUUUAAAAUUAUUAAGUACUGAUUUUUACGCUUGGUUCAUCUGUUGAAAAAAGUAUUAUGGGUAUAGUAAUAAAAAGUUCAACUGCAAAUUUAUUUCAAAUCUUGCUCUGCAGAGCUAAAUCAGUUACUAAUAAAUAGGAACCAACUAUUUCGUGAAAACCGUAUCGAGAGUUUAUAGUACAUAUAUGGUGCUAAAUAACUAUUUCUAUUAGAUUUCUUGGCAUUCCUUAAUCUCGAAAUGCAAAUUUCAGCGAGAGGUGAGCAGUGAAUGAUAUAACUUGUUGAUAAGUGAGACGCGCGUGUCUGAAUUGAAGCAGUUUGUAAUAUCAAUAUAGUGCGUAGUUAAUUAUGGUUUCACUACACUUGAAGGAUGUUUCAUCUUGGCUGGGGCAGCCACUUAGCCAAGUUGCAAAGAUUCGUCAUCGCUGGCGUGAUUACAUAGUCGUAUCUUAUUAAUAUCCUAUCUGCAGUGUAUGAAAUGAUGUGGUUCUCAGCAUUUUUUAAGUACAAAAGCUCUUACACUCAAUACAUCUUUCCUAAAUUAAUAAUCAAACUAGAAUAGCUUAUUAGCAGUCCAUAAUAUAAUACAGAACUAUUUAUUAAUAUUAAAGUAUAAUAUGCAUUAGAUCGCUGGUGUUUAUCUAAUGUUUUAGAUGGUAAAUGAAGAGAAAAAAUAAUUGUGGCGAGAAGGAAUUCCACUUCUGGGAGAUAUAUUGUUGCUUUUCCAGCGCCAAUCUUAGAGGUGCCAAUUAACAAAUUGCAUUUAAAUAUUCGCGUGUGAGAAGUCUCGCUGGCAGGUUCUGUGUUGGCUUUUCAGAAACUGCAUGCCUGAGUGUGUUGAUAUGAAAAAUUGUUUGACAAGAAGGAUCAAAUAAUCUUUAGCAGUGUCUGCUUAAGACGAGUAAGCCAAUCAAAGAAAAGUAGAUUUUUUGUUUCUCAACUAAUAAUCACUUACGCAGUUGGAAAAAAAAUGUAUGUUAAGAUUGUGUAUUAAUAGUUAAUAAAUAUUGUUAUAGAAAAUA